This is a messenger RNA of Cavenderia fasciculata, 327 nucleotides long. Its product is annotated as cytochrome c oxidase subunit VIb. Gene Ontology annotation, biological process: respiratory chain complex IV assembly. NCBI's taxonomy places the organism in Eukaryota, Evosea, Eumycetozoa, Acytosteliales, Cavenderiaceae. Gene Ontology annotation, cellular component: respiratory chain complex IV; mitochondrion. The record is from RefSeq and is a predicted model, not a curated record. Bases 1 to 327 code for a protein of 108 amino acids. The transcript is spliced from 2 exons.
AUGAGUCAACCACAACAACAACAAUCACAAACACAAACAGGACCUGUUGAUAUUAGUAAAUUGACAGCUGAGGAAAGAACCAAAUAUUCAUUGCUUAGAGCACCUGACUACCAAGGUACAGAGUCUAGUGUAUUAAAUACAUCACGUAAAGCUUGUUGGUUGUCUAGAGACCAAUACUUUGAAUGCUUGGACAAGAAUAAUGAAAAUAAGGACAAGUGUAAAGAAGAGUUUGAAAAGUUUAAUAAUUCUUGUUUAGAUAGUUGGAAAAGAUUCAUUGAUAAUCAAAAGAAUAAGUUAAUGGCUGGAUCAACAUCAUCUAAUUUAUAA